Boleophthalmus pectinirostris (great blue-spotted mudskipper) is the source of this 1954-nucleotide messenger RNA. It is a transcript of the gene proser3, whose product is annotated as proline and serine rich 3. NCBI's taxonomy places the organism in Eukaryota, Metazoa, Chordata, Actinopteri, Gobiiformes, Gobiidae. The record is from RefSeq and is a predicted model, not a curated record.
UUUAAAGCGUGCUCCAGACGCCUCCAUGUCUGUAAAAGUUAUAGAAACAAUAAACUUGAUGGAUUAUUGCAGAGUGGCAAGAGGGGGUCAUUUACCUGGUCUUUCGGUCUUUAUCUUGAUGUGGUGCAUGUAAUUAUGAAGGCAAGUUAUUCCAAUAAGAAACCCUCCAGAACAGAGCCCUUGAUGAGGAAAAGCAACCGGUCGUCACAGAUCUCAUCCUUGCAAAAGACAAACAAAAAGCAGGAUGGAAAGCAAGAUUACAACACUGACUCAGAUCUGGAGAAACAUCCAAUCUUCAAAGAGAUUUGGCCAUCCUCUGGACCUUCCUCUCCGAGUGAUACACCCACAUCUGACAAGAAUGUGCCAACAUCAAUAUACAAGUUUUUUGAAGUUGACACUGAGCAUAGUUCAGUGCUGGCAAAGUAUGUGGAUCGUUUUCGUCAUGGUCAACCGCAAAGUCGAGAGGAACGGCAACAAAAGUCUAAAGAAGAAUUGCUGCCAUUCUGGUGGGCAUCAUCGCCAUCAUUACCUCCCAAUUUAACUCCAGAGAAACCAGAUCCUACGUUGUUUCAUCACAACAGAGCCAUUUCCCCAAGCAGAGGGUCCUUAAGUGUUUUGUCAGACACCUCCCAAUGUGAACAUUAUGAUUCAGAGAUUUUGCAGCUACAAGAGAGAGCCAGCAGACUGUUGCAGAAAGGUGAAGUUAGUCUUGAGGAAGAUUCCCUCCCCGUGAGCUCAGAUGGAGGAUCCUCUGACUUCUCAUCUCCAGUAAGUGCAGACGAGCCAGUGAGAAAGCCCAUGAUUUCAAGUUUGCCUAAGUACAAUAUUGGUAGGUUGUGCUUUACUCUCCAUUCUUUUUUUAUGCCAACUCCUUUACGCCCGGAGGAAGACAUAUUAUUCCAAUGGCGUUUAAGGAGAAAGAUGGAGAAGGCAAGGGAGUGGGCACAGUCACAACAGCACUUUGAGCUACAAAGCUGGCAAGCAUACAGUAAAAGCAAGUCCCUGCACUCAGAUCAAGGCAUUACGGGAAUACAAGAAAAAGCUCCUUCAGGUUUGCCACAAGAAACUACUCCCCAGUCAAUUAGUGGACCUCAUUUAAUCACUUUAGAUCAACAAACCAGAAUGGCUACUACUACUGCUACUGCUAUGCCUACUACUAUGGUGCCCUCUGGCUCUGUAGUUUCUUCACCACAGGCUCUUGCCCAUGUUCCCUCCCACAUGCAUUUGAUGUGUGAUAUUUUACCGUGUCCCAAUCAGACACCUAAACCUCAUGAAGAAGAGAUGGUUCUACACAAACUUGAUUCACAAAUUAUCGUUGUACCUCAAAAAACACAAAAUUUACCUCUGGAACUACCCAUAACUGGACAUGUUGAAAAAGAUGGACAUUUAUCUUACACUAAGAGCACAGUUGCACCAAAGAAACAUCUAGAGAAGAGUGAGAAGAAAACAUCAAUUCUUUCCAAAGAGCAAAAGAAAUCUGCAAGGAUUCACUCACGACAGAAAGUCCCCACAAACAUAACGAGUACUCCUCAACAUCAUCAGAAAUGCACCGAUUCUAAGAAAAAGAGCAGAGGGGAUAGGACACCAUCUUCUCCAAUCCAGAGUGCUUUGGGACAGGUGGUUUCUGAAGUAUUAUUUCCUUCUGUGGAUUCAACCAUUGUACAAGAAAUUCCCCCACUAUCUCCACACUGCCUUGUCUCAGAACAACUGAAUGAUGACUAUAAAUCUGUAGAAAUUAUUUCACAGUUUCUUAAAGAGGCUGAAGAUUCAGAUGAAAAGGAGUUUGAAGAUGAUCCUUUACUUCAAGUCCUUCGAAAACAGAGAAAGUGGGUUAAAGAACAGAUAAAUGAAGUGGACACACUGUUAAAGGAAUUCUAAGGACAACACAACAUGUGAAUGCAUAAUGUUUCUAUUUUUUAUUAAAUCACAGUCAAAUAAAAGUUACAUUUUAAUA